Molecule: messenger RNA, 2579 nt
Organism: Cuscuta epithymum
Lineage: Eukaryota; Viridiplantae; Streptophyta; Magnoliopsida; Solanales; Convolvulaceae
Source: the annotation of a GenBank genome assembly
GUAAAAUUGUUAAAUAGAGUUAUUGGUUUAUCUCUUUCAAAAAAAAAAAGAGGUACUGGUUUAUCGACACCUUUCCUCAUUCCCCCCAUCGGCAAUUGGCUCUGCAAGUGACAAAGGAAGGCCGCCACCACGGCCGGACAAGUCCAGGAGGAUUACCGAACGCCUCCAGUCUGUUGAAUCGGGGAUUCCGCUCGGAUCUCGCAGACUCGCUGAACGAGUGAUGAUGAGCCUUUGGCCUUAAAAGGAUGCAUGAUCUUUGUAUGGUGGAUGGUUUUGUGGAUAUAACUAAUAACUUGGGAGACAUGAUAAAAUAUCUGGCAAAUGAACCAUCGGUGGGGCUUUUCUACAUCCAACAACAUACCCAUAAUGCAAUCCCCAACCUGGUCAACCUUAACAGGAAUGUGGUGGAGAAAUCUCAUGAGGUGAUUUUACAUAUGGAAGAUUUAGAGGAUUCUAUAACGGUAAUGAGAUCAAUGAAAGUGUUUGGCUUUCCGAUUGCUGAAGAGAUGAACAGAGAUAUCAAAUACUCCCUUGCUGUCAUGACAGCAAGCCAACCAAAAAAAGGAUUAUUAAAUAUAAAUAUCCCCAGGGGCAGUUUUGGGAUUGGGAGUGUUAGCACAAGCAGCAAUUUGGAUGGCAGUGAUAACAACAGCAGUUAUCUGUCUAGCGUAUUGAAAUCAGCCAGGCGAAAAGCUAGUAGCUUUAAGUGGGCUCAACUUGAAACCAAAGUGCCGUCUUCACCAACUGUUGCAAAGGCUAGUACUGAGCAGUUGCUGUCUUUUUCAAGUAAGUUUGAGGAGUUUAGGGCAACCAGGGAAGCAGAAUUGGAAGAGUGGUUGGAAGGUGGAAGAUGCGACCAGUAAGAGUAAACCCCGGGGGUUAAAGGAUACAUUUUAAAGGAUGAUGAAAAGAUGCUAGAAUUUUGGGGGCCGAACAAUUGUGCUGAUUAGAUGAUAACUCGCUGCCCACUAUGAGAGCUUUGCAUUGGUUGCAUACUUAAAUGUGUUUACUGUUUAAGUCCUCUCAAAAAAGGCAUUAAGCAGCGGUUACUGGUGGAUGGUGUAGGGGCUUUGUAGGAGAGUCAUGCAAUCCUGAUAUCUCUGAUGGCAUACAUAUUUGUUUACUUUUAUGUAUUAUUUCAAAUCAAGUCUGGAGGAUCGGAGUGGAAUGAAAUUAUGAAAUUGCAAAAGAAGUCCAUUUAUUUUAAUAUUUUGUACAAAAUUUGUGGUUUUAUAUUUAGAAGCUCUUCUGAUUCUUUCAAAUAUACAACAAGAAAAUUACCUAAGAUACAUUGAACUAGUGUUUUGUGUUUUAGAAAUCUUAAAUUCAGCUUGGGAUAAUUGGUUCUAACCAGUCACCUUUAGCGUAGACAUUUGCCUUCUGCCUUGCCUAUUUGUUGUUUUCAUCAGAUCUUGCUAGUUGCUCGUAGUAUGAUAAUUGUUCUACCACUAGAAUAAAUGCUGUUUUAUCUACUCGAAUGCCUUUUCUGUUUAUGCUGCAUUUCUUAAACCUAUGGCAACCUGGAGUAUCCUGAAUCGGGAAUAACCGGGGGGGAAAUCCGUUGAAUAAUUGCUCAUUUGCAUAAAGUUCGGAGUGCUCGCCUCCAUUCUACGUUUUUUUUUGUCAGAGAAGACAAAUCUCUGCUAAAGGGAAACGCCUGCAAGAAACUUGCACUUCUUUAUCAUCCUCUCAAUAAGUCGGGCAUGCUAAAUCUUUGAUUAAAUUCUUUAAAGGUUUUUUUUGUUUGUUAGCAGUUAUUUCACAAUUCACAUGCAACAAAGACUCUUCUGGAAAUGGUGGUUGAAUGUGUGACAUUUGUCACUGCUGGAGUCAAAUCACUCAAAUUCAGAACUAGUCAACACUUCGGAACAUGUAUGAAUUUCUCCCAUGUCCUUUCCAUGCAAAGCAAAAACUUAGUCUUAAAUACAUUGGUUGUAAAAGCUGCAUCAAGGGCCAAUACUAGGACGGAAAAUUCAAAGGUUCGGAACAUAAGAUUAAGAAAAAAGUACAAUGGUACCCCAGCAAAACCAAGGCUCUCUGUGUUCUGUUCACAUAAGCAGCUGUAUGCUAUGCUAGUAGAUGAUCAAAACCAGAAAUGUUUGUUCUAUAGAAGCACUCUGCAAAAAUCAAUUCGUGGCGACCCCCCUUGCAGCACCAUAGAAGCAGCUGAACGUGUUGGUGAAGAGCUUGUAAAGGCUUGCAUUGAUCUUAACAUUAAUGAGAUUUCUUCUUAUGAUUGUAAUGGUUUUGCAAGAGGUGAAAGGAUGCAAGCUUUUGAGAUCCUUAUUGCUCAGCAUGGUUUCUUGCCGAUUAAAUAGAUCAGAGGCUUGCAUUUUUCAUUUUCCUUCUUUUUUGUAUUAAUUAGACCCCACCAUACCCUCUCCAAAUGGGGAGUGAAUGAUUGAUAUCUCACCGGUAAACCGCUAGUAGUAUUGUAGAAAAAAAAGGAGAACUAAGCAUAAGAGAGGUGAUAUUAAUGAUUUGAGAACUGUUUACAUUUACCCCAAGGGGUAUUUAUACUAGUAAUCAAUGUUAGGUGCAUUAAUCGCACGUACAUGUGUAAACUAAUCUAUGGACGA